AGUCCACCACGUAAAAGAGAAGUUUGUAAGAAAGUAUCCUGGUCACGUUAUGAUUCGGUAAAUAUCUCUGGACAUCUACUUAUGUUGCCGAGACGAUUCGCAAAUCUAGAGAUUAUUGAGGCUGGCCCAAGUCGAAUUGUCUGCUCCGGCGCUGACCUUCUCACUGAGGAAAACGUCAUAAUUCGGAAGACACCUUUAAAGGACCAAGAGCAAACAGCUCGCGUCUACCAUAAUCUGAAGAUGGGACGACUUCUUCCUCAUCCAAAUAUCCUUUCCGUGCUGGAUGCAUUCGAGGCCGGCGACAGUCUCUAUACCGUAACUGAUAUGAUGGACGGUCGACUGGCUGAUAUCGUUGAUGAGAACCUUAAUCACUUUGUCAUAGCGAAGAUCGUCUAUCAACUACUGUCAGCUUUAGAGCCAUUGCAUUCAAAUGGAUUUCAUCAUGGGGACAUUACGCUCAACUCGGUUUUUAUUAACACGGAUGCUGUAUUGAAAUUGUCAUCCUAUGGCGAUGUUGCCCAAAAUGCUAGUGAGGAGAAGUUCAGGGAAACACCUGAUAAGCGUCCAAGUUGUUUAAUUUUAGAAGACAUCACCUCUGUCGGCUCUAUCCUUGCACGUUUACUUCUUGAAGAAGAAUCUUUCCUAAAUUUGUCAAAAAUCAAAAGUCACAACGAUUUGGAAUGGCGGACAAUUCUUCAGGGCAACAAUGAAUCGGGUCUUGUUGAUUUUCACGCUCGCAACAUGCUUUAUCUCCUUCUGGGUUCCCCUUGCUCUCUAUCCGAUCUCCUUCGACAUCCCUACAUGCUCACAUUCCGUAAGACUUCCGGCAAGGUCCCGCUGAUCGAAGCUGAGCAUAAGGAUCUUUCAGCACUUAGCCUUAACGAUGUCCAUGGUAAGUCCCAGUCUGCUCGUAAUUACAAGAACUAUCUGAAUAAAAAUUUUAAUUUUGAUAAAGGAAAGCCAUGA
Molecule: messenger RNA, 966 nt
Organism: Strongylus vulgaris
Lineage: Eukaryota; Metazoa; Nematoda; Chromadorea; Rhabditida; Strongylidae
Source: the annotation of a GenBank genome assembly